AUGGGCCAGGAUUUGAGUGAAGAUGGGCACAAGAACAAGCUUUCAAUAUAUAAGAAGACCAUGGAGUCUAAGAAGAAUUACGACCAGAAAUGCAAAGAUGCCGACGAAGCCGAAGGAGCCUUUGAAAAGAUCAGUGCCGCCGGAAACCAGAAGCAAACGGAAAAGAGCCAGACCAAAGCGAAGCAAUGCAAAGAAGCCGCCAAUGAAGCAGAAAGAGUCUACAAGCAGAACAUAGAGCUGUUGGAUCAGGCGAGAGUUACUUGGGAGCAGGAACACAUCAGCACGUGCGAGGCCUUCCAACUCCAAGAAUGCGACCGGAUCACCAUCCUGAGGAACUCCUUGUGGGUCCAUUGCAACCAGCUGUCCACGCAGUGCGUCAAGGAUGACGAGCGCUUGAGGGCCUUCUCAUCAUCUGAUGCCACCCCGGGUCCCAUUAUCUUACCGAACCGAUGGAUGAGCGUGGGAUGGAAUAGCAAAGACUUCGUAGAGAUGAAAUGA
Messenger RNA from Anolis sagrei ordinatus, 498 nucleotides. The record is from RefSeq and is a predicted model, not a curated record. Lineage: Eukaryota; Metazoa; Chordata; Lepidosauria; Squamata; Anolidae.